Molecule: messenger RNA, 2400 nt
Organism: Rhodofomes roseus
Lineage: Eukaryota; Fungi; Basidiomycota; Agaricomycetes; Polyporales; Fomitopsidaceae
Product: WD40-repeat-containing domain protein
Exons: 4
Coding region: 1-2400 (799 amino acids)
Biological process (GO): maturation of SSU-rRNA from tricistronic rRNA transcript (SSU-rRNA, 5.8S rRNA, LSU-rRNA)
Cellular component (GO): nucleolus; 90S preribosome; nucleus
Molecular function (GO): protein binding
Source: RefSeq, a predicted model, not a curated record
AUGGUCGCGUUCGCGGAUCCUACGGCAGUCAAAGUCUACACCGUCAAUGGCACAGCUUCUGGGUCAUCUUCUGCGCUACCGGACUGGCUGACACGGAAACGUGCAGUCAAAGGUAAGGGAAAGCGCGGCGCUGUCAGGGAGCAGGUCGAGUCGACCAUCGAGCUCAUUCAGCACUUCGAGUUCCCCGAGGCGAGUAACCGAGUGAAAACAACGAGGGAUGGUCAUCAUGCCGUUGCAACUGGCACGUAUAAGCCGCAGAUACGGGUUUGGGACCUAGACCAGUUGUCGCUCAAGUUUGAGCGGCAUACUGAUGCGGAGAACGUCGACUUCGUUAUGUUGUCGGAUGACUGGACCAAAAGCAUACACCUCCAAAACGACCGCUCUAUAGAGCUACACACGCAAGGCGGAUUUCACUACCGCACACGAAUACCUCGCUUCGGGCGAGCACUUGCGUACCAUUUCCCCUCGUGCGACGCUCUGUUCGCGGCCUCAGGCCCAGAGAUCUUCCGUCUCAAUCUAGACCAAGGUCGUUUCAUGAGCCCUCUACUACUACAGGGCGAAGGCGGCGAGGCAAUUGCAGGCGUGAACACCAUUGACAUCAAUCCGGCGCACCAACUAUUCGGCUUCGGCGUAGAAGGGAAUGGCACCGUUGAGUUCUGGGAUCCGCGGUCGCGGGCCCGAGUGGGUAUCCUCAGACUGCCGAAGGACAGGCUGCUGCCCAUAGGCGCGGCAGUGCCCGCUCUACCGGGUAUAGACGAUGGCGCAGCUCAGUCACUCUCGGUCACUGCAAUCUCAUCCCGAGCAGACGGAUUGUCCUACGCGAUUGGUACGUCGUCCGGCCACACGUUGCUCUACGACAUCCGAUCCGCUCGACCACUGGCAAUGAAAGACCAAGGCUAUGGUCUGCCGGUGAAGAACGUCGCAUGGAUAGAGGGCGGCAGUCGGAUGGCAGGCGACGGGCUGGUGUUGAGUGCGGACAAGAAGGUCAUCAAAAUCUGGGACAAAGAUGCGCCGGAGACCAACUUCGCCUCGAUCACACCUGCUGCGGACAUCAACGACGUCCAUCACGUACCGAAUAGCGGCCUCCUACUUCUCGCCAACGAAGGCAUCCAAAUGACUACCUACCUCAUCCCCCAACUCGGACCCGCCCCUCGCUGGGCGAGCUUCCUCGAAAACCUCACCGAGGAGAUGGAAGACCAGACGACGCGCACCGCCUACAAGGACUACAAGUUCGUCACGCGCGACGAGCUCACGAGCCUCGGGUUGGACCACCUCGUCGGCACGCCCGCGCUCAAGCCGUACAUGCACGGCUACUUCGUCUCACUCGCGCUCUACGAUACCGCGCGUGUCAUCGCCAACCCAUACGUCUACGCGGAGCAGCGCGAGCGCGUUGUCCGCGAGAAGAUGGAGAAGCUCGCGGAGAGCAGGAUCCGUGCGCCGAAGAACGCGCUUGCGGGCGUGAAGGUGAACAAGGCGCUGGCGGAGAAGGUCCGGAAGGAGGAGGAGCGUGAGAAGAAGAGGGAGGAGCGGAAGCGGGCGAGGAAGGUAGCGCAUGCGGAUGGCGAGGGUGAUGCGAUGGACGUGGACGAGGAGGGCAGUGAGGCUGACGGCAAGGCUCCUCAGGAGAAGCCGAGUCUGCUUAAUGACCCACGUUUCGCCGCGCUCUUCGAGAACCCUGAAUUCCAGGUAGACGAGAGCACCCGAGAGUACGCGCUGCUCAACCCGUCAGCGGCCACGCAGCGGCAGACUCGUGAGGCUGCAGGGAAGAACGGAAGGACGAAGACAGCAGUCGAAGCCGAGGAAGAAGAGAGCGACAAGAGCUCGUCAGACGGGCUGAGUGAGAGCGAGAAAAGUGGGAACGAGAGCGAGGAGAGCCAGGACAGUGACGUUGCGGGAGAGCUUUGGACAGACGACAUCCGCGCCCGUUUGGCUGCGCGAAAUUCGGCACGUUCGCAGCCUCGCUCGCGACCACAUCAGCGUCAACCAAAAGUCAACCUCGUGCCCUUACAUGCACAAGCAUCUGGAGUGGGCCGCUCUACGGACAGGAGUGCGACCUUUGGUCAACGGCGCUCCGGAUCGUCUCUCGCCGGGAAGGGCAAGGGCAAGGGGCGGGCAGACGCCACAGAUGUCCGUCAGACGGGCGAUGGUGGCAUGGAAGUGUCGUUUGUUUCCCGGUUUUCAGGCGCAUAUGACUCUGAUGAAGACAUGGAUGGCUCGAGCCGCGUCACAGCCAAGGCUGGGAAGGAGGCGAAAAGGAAGGGCGUUCAGACGUUCGGCGCUGGAAUGGAACGAGGCGGAGAAGACCCUGAACACGAGCUCAGUGAAACCGAGCGGCGGGGAAGGACUCAGCGACGCAAAGGCAUGCGCAGCGGAAGUAAAAAUACGUUCAGGCGGGGAUGA